Messenger RNA from Trichosporon asahii var. asahii CBS 2479, 945 nucleotides. RefSeq lists its product as uncharacterized. The record is from RefSeq and is a predicted model, not a curated record. The coding region runs from base 1 to 945 and encodes 314 amino acids. The transcript has a single exon. NCBI's taxonomy places the organism in Eukaryota, Fungi, Basidiomycota, Tremellomycetes, Trichosporonales, Trichosporonaceae.
AUGGCCAAUUCACCCUCAUCAACGGACAGCGACGGCCUCAGUGCCCCGCUGGCUACGAUGACCGCGGACACUCUCGGCAGCCCGUCCUCAGCUGCCGCAACGACCAACCCGGCGAACGACCAGGAGCCGGGAGGCUCCCCUGCCCUCCUCCACUACGCCUUCACUUCUGGAGAUAUCGAAGUCGUGUCGUCUGAUGACGUGCACUUCCGUCUCAAACUCUCGAUCCUGCAGCAACACUCCCCCGUCUUCCAAGACCUGACCGACCUCCCUUUGCCUCCAAACUCUACCCGUCUUGUCCCGUUCACGAACGCUUCGGCCCUCACGCUCGAGAUCCUGCUCUGCGCCCUCGACCCGGCAAAGGAUGUUCGCCCCGUUCCUUCCGUCGCAGUAUUCCAUCAGCUCUGCGGACUGAUUGACGCGUAUGAUAUCAGCUUGGUCGGGAACGGCGUCGUCGCAGCCGUUGAGCUGUCUGGCCUCGACCUUUGCCUCAAGUAUCGUUUCGCAUGCUCGCACAACCCUGAGCGCAAGAAGUACUGGGCCAUGGGAUGCCUCAGUGACCAUCACUUCUUCGCCUCGAGAAGCACCGACGCAAGGCUGCUCAAGGCGGACUAUUCAAAUGCCCUCGAUACCUUCUGGGAAGCCUUCAAGGACAGGCAGGUGGGAGGCAAAGACUGCUUCAACAAGAAGUGUUGGGCGAGCUACUGCGGCACCUUUGCUGCAUUCCGCGGCCAGUGGAAAGACGUCAAGAGCGAUAUUGCAGAUGCUCUGUUCAACGCCCUGAAGGAAGUACCGCUUUGUUCAGGCCGUGCCGUGGUCAUCUCUGUCAUCGGGGGCCAGAUUAGCUGCGACCGCUGCAGGACUAGGCUCACGAAGCACGGUCUCCACUAUUGGGAUAGACUGGUUGCAAGCGGACAGUGGGUGUCGGACGAUGCUGCCGAGUCGUAG